AUGGAGUGCAUGCGCAGUCACUCCCCUGCCCUCCGCCCGGUCACGCGCCCCCCGUCCCCUCUCCGGCACCCCGGCGGCUCUGCCUCCCUCCUUCGCCCUCCGGGCCGCCCCGGUCCUCUCGGGCCCAGCACCACGCCGCCCUGCGGCCACGGCUCCCAGCGCGCACCCUCCCCGGACCCCCGCCCCGAGCGCCUCCACGCCCCCCAAGGGCCUGCCUCCCCGGGGGCUCACCUCCGCCCGGGGGACCCGCUGGCCUCUAAGCCUCCCCGGCUCCGCCGCCUGCUCCUUCCCGGGCUCGCCCGUCCUCUCCCUGCGCCUGCUCUCCCGCAGCCUCCCGGCCUCCGCACUCGUCCCGCUUCUGUCCCCGGCGCGCCGGCCCGGCCUCGCCCCAGCGCCGUUGCCCGCGAGCCCAGGGGCGCGGCCUCCCGGGAGAGCACGGUCACCGUCGGCGGAAUCCGGGGCUCGAGCCCCGGUGUCCGCCUGCAGCUACGCCGUCCGGGGAGGAGGCGCCUCCAGGGGCGGCCUGGGGGUCAGAGGGCCCGGCCCGGGGCCGCGGGGAGGCGGUUACGGGCGGCGGGAGGGGCCAGCAGGGGACCGGCGGGCGCGGUGGGCCUCGUCCUGGAGCUGGGCGGCCGGUGCAGCGCUUCGGGGACCGCAGAGCCCGUGGCGGAGGGUCACCCGGCGCGGGAGGCCCCAGACGCCAGGGAAGGGCUUCAGGCAGGAAAACGACGGGAAAGGCGCGUGGAAGAGAGGCCGGGGGCGGGGCCCGGCCUCACGGGGACUGGGAACCGCGAGGGAUCUGACGAGGUGAUUUUGCAAAACCUGAGGCUGGCCAUGCUUCAGGUGCCUAGAGAUGGUGACGAAGGAGGCAGGGCCACCUCCGGGAGCGCAGGGGAAGAAGAGCAGCAUCACACUUCGCCUCAGAAGCUGCUUCUGGAAUGUAGCCUCUGCGGGAAGGUGUUCAGCCGCGCCAGCUCCCGGAGCAAGCACUACCUGACGCACAGCCAGGAACGGAAACACGUUUGCGGAGUCUGCAGCAAGGCCUUUAAGCGCAAGGACCACCUGACGAGGCACAUGCUCACCCACCAGAAGACCAAGCCCUUUGCGUGCAUGGAGCAGGGCUGCAGCAUGAGCUACGGUGAUGACCGCUCCCUACGCCGGCACUACGAGAUCCAGCACGGCUUGUGCAUCGUGAUGGAGCGGCCACCCCAGUUACCACCCACCCUGGUGAGUGGGCAGGAGGGUGGGACCCUGCCAGCCGGCCUGCCUCUGAUCCAAGGCCAGGCAGCGCCUGCCAGCGCUGACCCUUCAAACCACAACUUACAGUGGCUCCAGAACCUGCCAGGCUGCCCCGCGAGUGAAGGGAACGAUGUGUUUACCAUCCAGAAGCCAACAUCAGUGUCCCCUCAGGAGGGCUCUGAGUCUGGGCCCAGGCCCAGCAGCACCUCCCUGACGGGGGAGCCCUCGCCCAGCGGUGGCCGCAGUCUGGAGGAUGCACUGCCCCUCCCCCCCACCGACCUGAAGGCACCUGGGGAGGCCUCAGAUGGCCCUGGAUAUGCCAGCGAGGAAGGGGACACCAGGGCUUCCAAGAAGAGCGAUUCUGACAGCGACUCCUGCGGGCUGUCGUCUGACAACACGACGCUGCUCUACGGGCAGUUGUUCCUGAAGUCGCAGGAGUGUCUGGUGAGUCCAGGGCAGAUGCAGGUGUUCCAGAUGAUCACCAAGUCCCAGGUGUUCAUCUCUGGCUCCCAGGUGGCUGUGGCCUCCUCCCAGCAUGCUGCGCCUGAGGGCAAGCAGGCUGCGCUGAAGCCACUGCAGGGGCCGCGGCCACACCAGCCCCCACCACUGGCACCCACAGUUGACUCCUUCCAUCCUGGCCCUGCAAACCCAGAGCCAGAGGGAUCCCCGCCCCACAAGAGAAAAACCACGCCCGCCUUCCCCGGGGAGGCCUUGCCUGGCAGCAAUCGACGAGACACGUAGGGAGGACCAGAAGUGGCCCCUGCACAAUGGGAACCUGGGGACCCAGACGUCCCCUCUCUGGCCAAGCAGCUGAGAUCCACGAAAGGGCCCUUAGACCUGGGGGACAUCCUCCCCACAGGGGGCCCAUGGCAGACCCAGCUGGGUGGGGACAAUCCUGCCGGAGCCCAGCUCCCAGGGAAGCAGGCCCAGGUGGAGAAUGGCCUGGCCUUGGGGGCCAUGAAAGGUGCAAAGGGCCCGGCCUGCUCCCGGGGCAGAGGCCGCAGGCUGUUCUCUGGCAACAUGUGGGCCCAAUGUUUCUUGGACUUCCAGAAGGAGAAGGUGAAAAUGGACACACACUGUGCGGCCUCUCCCAGCCAGGUGGCCAUGGCCUCCUUCUCAUCGGCCGGGCCUUCAGUGGACACCCUGCAGGACUCAAAGUCCAAGCUGAUGAUACCCAGCAGGACCCAGGUACCUGACUUUAUGCUUAACCAGCAAAACGGAGGCCCUGCAGACUGGGCAGAGGCAAGGAGCACGUGUGUCUGCAGGAACUGCAGCCAGAUGUUUCACACACAGGAGGGGCUGACCAGCCACACGUGUUUUCCCAACAACCAGUGGCUGCCACCUCGAGGGAAACAGGACCAGCAGGUGUCAGGCACAGAGUUUUUCAAGCCUCUGAGUCAGGCGCUGAGGGUGGAGGUGGAGGCGCAGACCCUCCCAGGAGCCAUGAGGCCCCCAGACGGCACGAGCACAGCUCCUCUGGGGAUGUCUCUGGGCCCAGGACAGGACGGAGACCAGAAGGAGAGAGAUGCGGAGGAGACCAGCCAGCCCAGAAAGCGGAGAAAGCGUCCGCAGCCCGAGGCAUCGUUCCUGCCUCCUGCCCCUUCUGCCUCUGGGGGGCCGGGCCCUGAAGAAGGCCACCAGAGCUGCCUGAGGUCUCCGGUGCUCCUGGUGGACCACUCCCUGCAGGGACUGUGCCCGUGCUCUCCCGAUACGCCGCCCCCGGUGCUCAGCCCCAUCCGGGAGGGCACGAUGCCAGGAGGGGGCACCAACCUGGAGCUCGCUCUGCACUGCCUGCAUGAGGCCCAGGGUGAAAUCCCGGUGGCCCUAGAGACCCUCUUAUUCAGCGGACCCCAGAAGCCACCGACUCACCCGCUGUCUGACUACCACUACGCAGGUUCAGCCAUCUGGACCCCCACAGAGAAGGAGCUGUUUAAUAAGGCAUUCCAGGCUCAUAAGAACAACUUUUCCUUGAUACACAAGAUGGUCCAGACAAAGUCCGUGGCCCAGUGUGUAGAAUAUUACUACACCUGGAAAAAGAGGGUCCGGUUUACUACAUCUUCUCGGGCCCCGGGACUGAAAAAGAGCGUCAAAAGGAAGCUGGCCGAGGCAGACCCCACAGAAACAAAGGCCACUGCCAGCCCUAAGAAGAGACGCAACCACCAUCCAACCCCUGAGUUGAAGACAGAGACGGAGAGCUGCAGGGGACAAUCUGUGGCCAACACCAGCCCAAAUGCUGCUCCCAAGCAGACCCCUGAGCCUCCGGGGUGCGUCCAGGGCCAAGGCGCUCCCUGUGGGGAGUGUGAGAGGGUGUUUGACAAGAUGUGCACUCACUAUGCCCACAUGAAGCGGCACCGAAAUGAAGACCCAGUGGAAACAACUGUCGGGGAGGAGAGGCCAGCGAAGGCCUUUAAGGUGGAAGAGGAGGAGAAGGAGGAGAAGGAGGAGGAAGGGGAGACGGGGGCUGACAUGGGCCCCUUGCAGGGGGAUUUGGGCCGUGAGCCGGGGUCAGGCAGCCCGUCAUUGGGAUGAGGACCUCGGGCCCCAUCUCCUCUCCCUUCCGCCUCCCCGAGGAGUCCAGGGCAUCCCUCUGCCUCCACCCCCACCUCCCCUGCGCCCCACUGACCAGCCCAGCUUGCAGACCUGCGUGAGAAGCGCCAUCAUCAGACACUGUUACAUCCUUGUCAGCUGGUGCCAGAGGCCCCGGCCCCUUUACGUGUGCCCUGUGCCUUCAGACCAUAGUCUUGUGAUGACUUGGCUCAUUGUUAUUUUUUUUUUCCAUGUCAAUCUGUGAACCCUAUUAAGUUUUGUUCUGAAGCAGCUGUCUUCUGGCUUCUCUGGCCUGUUGAGCCAGCAAAGGCUUUAGGGCUCCUGCCACUCGCCAGCACCCCAGAAACGCGUGAGCUGAGUCUCCGCCCUGGAGGGGCCGCGUCCUCGUGCAUGCCGGGAGCCGGCCCUGAGGUGCCUGCCGCAGUGUGUGUCCGCACCCGGUCCAUGCAGCGGGCCCACAGCGACACAGGAGGGACCCAGGUUUCUGAAGAUGAGGCUGGACGAGCUUCCUGGGAAAUCCAUGAGCCGAUAGAGGGGGAUGAUGGACAGCGCUCUCAGGGACACCUGUCCAAAUAAGGGACGUGGACACAGAAAAAUGACUGGCCC
Manis javanica (Malayan pangolin) is the source of this 4392-nucleotide messenger RNA. The record is from RefSeq and is a predicted model, not a curated record. NCBI's taxonomy places the organism in Eukaryota, Metazoa, Chordata, Mammalia, Pholidota, Manidae.